UCUGUUACAGCAAGCCAGCAGCUGCCAGAGCUCCGAAUCUAUUGAGAAACAGACAGAGAUAAAUUGACCAAAGCAAAUAUUGUCAUUUCCUCAUCAUUUCACAAUCUCAAAAUUUUCAGCAUUCAACAUUUCAGUCUGAAUGAUUCCCUUCCCUAACUUCGAGCUUUUGCAAACCAAAUACCAGAACCCAGAAUCCGCUAAACAGUACAUAACCCAAGCAAAAUCUUGAAGCCAAGUGUAGAAAUGGCUGAUCUUGAUUUGCUGCUUCUCUUGUUACUCUCUCUUUCUGCUAUUAUCUCCCCUACUCAUGAAGCAGCUAUCACCUAUCUUCCUUCUGCCCAAAACAAUUUUUCAUCACAAUGCCCCGUGGACCUUAACUAUGUAUUGAGAAUCCCAUGGAACAAAACUGUUUGUCAAAAUUACCAGCCAUCCAAAAAUGACAGUUCCAAUUCCCAAAUUGAUAUGACCAAUAAGGAUCCAUGUUGCAUGGCCCUUCUUUCCCUCUUUGGGGUAGGCCUUGCUCAGCAUCUCAAGCAAACCUCUCUCUUUCAGCUUCCUAGCUUACCCACCUCUGUUUCUUGCCUUCAAUAUUAUCAAGCAAAGCUCAGCUCUCUCUCUCUUGCUGAUGAUAUUGUGUCUCACUGUUUUGAUCCUAUGCAGUUUGUAUUAACUCCUAAUUUAUGUGCCCACGUGCAGACUUCUCAGGAUUGGGUUGCAAAAUUGGGAAAAUCAACUGUUCUUGACUCUGCUUGCAAGCCUGAUCUUGUUGAUCUUACAUCUUGUAGUGCAUGUGUGGCUGCUGGUUUUAAGGUUCAAUCUGAGCUGAUAUUAAAAGAUGGCGAUAAUACUCAUGCCACAGAUUGUUUUUACUUUACAGUUUUGUAUGCUGCUGGUAUUGUUAACGAGUUUGGUCCAGAAAGUGAUGGUGCUGUUACAUGUAUAUUUGGGUUAGACUUGGAAUCUAACAUGGGUUCAUCUAGUAAAGCUCAUUCUGCUCUUGUUUUUGGCUUAACUGGUGCUGGUGUUGCUAUUUUGGUCACGUCUAGCUUGUUAGGAUUUUAUUUUUGGUAUGAUAAGAAACGGAGGAAGAAAAAUAUUUCUAGUUUUCCCUUUGAUUUGGAGGAUCAAGGGUCUAGGCCAAUACUGAGGCCAAAUACUGGAUCAAUUUGGUUGAAGAUUCAUGAUCUUGAAAAAGCAACAGAAAAUUUUUCACAGAAGAAUUUUAUUGGUAGGGGAGGAUUUGGUUUUGUUUACAAGGGGGUUUUGUCUGAUGGGACAACUGUAGCUGUUAAGAGGAUUAUAGAAUCUGAUUUUCAAGGUGAUGCAGAAUUUUGCAAUGAAGUUGAGAUAAUCAGCAACUUGAAGCACAGGAAUCUGGUGCCUCUUAGAGGGUGUUGUGUAGCUGAUCAAGAUGAAAAUUAUGCUGAAAAAGGGAGUCAAAGAUAUCUUGUUUAUGAUUACAUGCCUAAUGGGAAUCUUGAUGAUCAUUUGUUUCCAUCAUUUGAUGAUAAAACAAGGAAGAAUCUAUUGACAUGGCCUCAAAGGAAGAGCAUAAUUUUGGAUGUGGCGAAGGGAUUAGCUUAUUUGCACUAUGGAGUGAAGCCUGCAAUAUAUCAUAGAGAUAUUAAGGCCACAAAUAUAUUGUUAGAUGGUGAUAUGAGAGCAAGAGUGGCUGAUUUUGGUUUGGCAAAGCAGAGUAAAGAAGGUCAGUCUCAUCUCACUACAAGAGUGGCUGGAACUCAUGGAUACUUAGCUCCUGAAUAUGCUCUCUAUGGGCAACUGACUGAGAAGAGUGAUGUUUAUAGUUUCGGAGUAGUUGUUUUGGAGAUAAUGUGUGGGAGAAAAGCUCUUGAUUUCUCUUCAACAGAGUCGCCACGAGCUUUUUUGAUCACUGACUGGGUUUGGUCAUUGGUGAAAGCUGGAAAAGUAGAAGAUGUAUUGGAUACUUCUUUGCUGAGAGAUGGGGAUUUUUCGAGUUCGAACCCGAAGGCCAUAAUGGAGAGAUUUGUACUUGUUGGAAUUUUGUGUGCUCAUGUGAUGGUAGCUUUGAGGCCUACUAUAUUGGAUGCUCUGAAAAUGUUGGAAGGAGAUAUUGAAGUUCCAACUAUUCCGGAUCGGCCGAUUCCUUUCAGCCAUCCUUCCUCUUUUGGUGAUAGUGAUAGCUUCUGCAUCUCCCCAGCAUUGGGUUCUCCACAAGUGAAUAUUGGUUACAUGCUCAGAUAUGGCUGGGAAGAAGAAUAAGUUGUCUGAGGCGGCUCGUGCUGACCGUAAGGGCAAAUCUUUUGCUGGGGCAACCGGUCCC
This is a messenger RNA of Manihot esculenta (cassava), 2302 nucleotides long. Its product is annotated as probable receptor-like protein kinase At1g11050. Gene Ontology annotation, biological process: protein phosphorylation. Bases 244 to 2241 code for a protein of 665 amino acids. Gene Ontology annotation, molecular function: ATP binding; protein kinase activity. Lineage: Eukaryota; Viridiplantae; Streptophyta; Magnoliopsida; Malpighiales; Euphorbiaceae. The transcript has 2 exons. The record is from RefSeq and is a predicted model, not a curated record.